GAGAAUUAUAUCGGCCGUUGAAGGUAAUGAAAGGUGGCACCAUAAAUGUAGGAGGGCGUAAAAAGAGACUAACCAUCUACUCGUUGCUUUUAUUCACAUUGAGAAUUUUCAACUGUGAAGUUACCUUACUGCUCUGACGAACAGCCUAACUCAGCAAAUCACAAAUCAUGUCCACUUCGGAUAUUCCAACUUCGAUACAACCACAUGAUUCUCUUGUGCUCAAUCAGGAAGCGCUCGAUAUGGCCUCUCCGAUCAGUUCCGGAGAAUCAAAAGACGAGUCGGACCACAGUGCGCUGAAAACCCCUCCAAGUGAUACAUCGGUAUCAGACUACCAGUCUGGGGAAAUGGUCACAUCACAGUCUCCGAAUGAGUCCUAUAAUAUGGAAAAACUUCUAGAGAUAUUCUCAGAGAAUAUCCUUGCUAAGACACUAAGAGUGGCAAUAGAAGCACUGGGAAAUAAUAAUCCGCCCACAGUGUAUCCCGAGUUUGUUCCACAGAGAGGCGAGGAUGCAGGGAAAUAUUUUCUGCGAGAUGCAGAUUUUUGGACGUGUGGCUUCUUUCCUGGUAUCCUAUAUCUAUUGCGAGAGCGCGCAGUCAAGUAUCCACGAGUGUUCCCGUAUCUCGGUCACGAAAAGGACAGCCUUCACUUUUCGAGUUCAUUACUUCGCCAGGAACUUAUUUCUCUAUGCAAGGACUGGACUGGACCUGUGGAGGCAAUGAAGUCGCGAAUAGACACCCACGAUAUGGGGUUUAUCAUUCAGCCAUCAGUAAGAAAGGAUUGGGAGCUAACGAGUAACGAGAACAGUCUGCAGGCUGUUUUAACUGCGGCAAAAAGCCUUGCCAGCCGGUAUAGCCCUGCUGUGAGCGCAAUCCGCAGUUGGGAUGUGUUGAGUCAAGCAGAUGUCUCAAUCACCAGUAUGACACAAGACUUUUUGGUCAUUAUAGACAGUAUGAUGAAUCUUGAUUUGCUGUUCUACGCCUCGUCGCAUUUUUCAGACCCAGUUUACGCUGAAAUCGCCAUCACGCACGCGAAGACACUCAUAAAAUCAAAUCUUAGGCCAGAAACACCACCAGGCCGAACGGAUACGCGAUAUAAGGGCAUGCUCUACUCUCAUUACCACGUCAUCAACUUUGACGCACAAACUGGAGAAGUAAAAGAGCGUCGCACAGCCCAAGGUUAUAGUGCAGAGUCAACUUGGGCCCGUGGUCAGGCAUGGGGUAUUUUCGGAUACGCGCAGACGUAUAAUUGGUCCAGGGAUAGAGAGUUUCUCUCCACGGCGUGCGGCAUGGCAGAGUAUUUCCUGUGGAGAUUGGAGACGUCACCAGCCUGUGUCGAGCGGCCAACCGCUGGAUCCGGAUCACCAACUAUUGGUCGUUAUGUGCCGUUAUGGGAUUUCGAUGCUCCAAUCGAAGACGAAUCCAACCCUCUCCGAGAUUCUUCAGCGGGCGUCAUUGCCGCCAAUGGCAUGUUGCUUCUGUCGCAGUCUAUGGUGGAACUUGGCGACGAAAUUCUGGCAGAGAGAUACCGUUCCGCAGCAAUAAGAAUUGUCACUGACACCCUGGAAUUCUCUCUGUCGACUGAAAAGGCUAGAUUUGCGGACCACACGGGUGGCCCAGAGAAGAUCCGCGUCGAAGAUGCCGUGGCAGGCCAACGAUUUGACGCUAUUUUGAAGAAUGCCACAGCCAAUCACAAUUCCAAUGAUCAUGAUCGUUACAGCAAUCACGGUCUCGUAUAUGCUGAUUAUUAUCUGCUAGAAUUUGGCAAUCAGCUUUUGAGGAUGGGCCUCUUAUAAUGCAUACGCUGUGUUGGAAAUGUACAGCCAGACAGGGAAUUCGAACUGAUACCUUACUCAUUUAUAUAUAUUUAGAGUCUCAAUACAUACAUAAAUUCAGUGCGCAGAUGGUAGAAAUAAACUGGAUGCGAAGAAGGCACUCACGGUUAGGUAGCGCG
This is a messenger RNA of Pseudogymnoascus verrucosus, 1951 nucleotides long. RefSeq lists its product as uncharacterized. The coding region runs from base 168 to 1793 and encodes 541 amino acids. Gene Ontology annotation, molecular function: chondroitin hydrolase activity. Gene Ontology annotation, biological process: polysaccharide catabolic process. The record is from RefSeq and is a predicted model, not a curated record. Lineage: Eukaryota; Fungi; Ascomycota; Leotiomycetes; Thelebolales; Thelebolaceae. The transcript is spliced from 2 exons.